Molecule: messenger RNA, 3250 nt
Organism: Anopheles funestus (African malaria mosquito)
Lineage: Eukaryota; Metazoa; Arthropoda; Insecta; Diptera; Culicidae
Exons: 6
Coding region: 167-3229 (1020 amino acids)
Source: RefSeq, a predicted model, not a curated record
UGGCAGUUGUAACGGUUUUCCAGCACCUAUUGUUCAGCGUUUUCAGCGAAUGAAAAAUCUGCACGUUGUGACACACGCAGUUUACUUGUGGCUUGCAACUCGAUAGUAGUUUUACGUGCUUCUAGUGGAAAAUUAGUUUUUGUAUACAUAUUUCACAACCAAUACCAUGCGCAUUAUCGGGAUAACCUACCCCAAGGAUGAUGGUUCGCUUGAAACGUUACUGGUUCGAUCGUCGAUUAGUUUGCAAAAUGCUACGGUGCGCAAGAUACUGCCCUGGUUCUUCAGUCAAGCUCUACCCUUGUUCGACUUUCUAGCAGUAAGUUGCAUCGUGAUACGCCUCCAAACGAAAGUUGAUCCGUUCCAGCACCUGCGCCGUCGCCAAAGUCCACCAUUUGAUGGGAAAGGAUUUAACCUGCAGCGCAGUGAACGGCAUGGAGGUUUUGUGUCCAUCGAUGAAUGGCUUAGAAUUCCCAUCGAAGACUUUAAACAACUGUGUCCCGGGUUUUUCUACGGUACCGCAAACUAUCCUAAUCUCAACAUUUUACUUUCACAACGGCGCUUCCGGCAGCAUGUCGUCAAUUCGUCGAAGCUUUGGGGUAUCAUGUACGAUUGUCUGUUCUGUAGACAGUUUAACGAACGGCACCAGACUGAUGGUGGUUUUAAGCAGGAACUGCGUAUGAAAUAUCUCGCAACGCAGCAAAAAGACUUCCGACCCGAGAUAGUGGAACUGGAGGAACGCAUCGAAAUGUCGAAUCAAUACUCAAAGUUAAAGAACUCUCUACAGCAGAUGACCGGUAGCCUGCAUACGCAGCAAGUCCAACGCUACAAGGACGAUAUAAAACAGCUUAAACUGAUGUUACGAGAGACGGCACGCGAAAAGGGACAGCUACUAGCUAUCCGUGCGAUUCGCGAUUACGACACAACCAUGGUAAUUACUAAAGAAAUUACUGCUGCAAGCAUAAAAGUAAGGAAAAAUGAGCUUGAAAACUUGCUGGCUUUCUGCCAAGGGGAAUUGUUUGAAGUAAGGGCGUCAUUGGAAUUGCGAAAAGCAUUCGAAACUGCUCUAAAGAAACUAAAGACACACAUCAGCGAGAUAGAGGACGUUGUAGAUCAAGUCGAUAACAUUCGGUUUUUGGAGUUCAAGCUGGAGAGUGUACGGUGCUUCAUCGAGAACAAUCAAUCGUUAUUGGUGCUGUCGCACAUAAGCGAUGAGAGUGAAAGGAAGGCAUAUGUAAGCAAUCUUCAACUUCUCAAACAAUCCAUGCAGAUACAACUAAAAUCCGCUCAAGGAGAUGUAAUUCAAAUGAAAAAUGAUAAAAGUGCGUUUAUCGAUCAAAUGCUAGCGCUCAAAGAUCUAGGCAACUUUUCGACGGUAAGCGACAACACCCAUCAGGCUCACCGUGAUCUUGACCAGCUGCAGCAAACCAUUGUUAAGAUGGUAGAAACAACAAAGGCAAUUACAACAUACGAAGCUAAAAUUUCGAGCCUCCAGCAGCCUAUCUGGCACAGCUAUCUAGAAAUGUCCGGCAAUGUUCCUUUUAACGAGCUCGUUUCGAUUGCUGCCGUGAAGCUGGCAGUAGAAAUGUUGGACGCAAACGUGCAAGAAAUUUUUCUGGGUUUUGUAUACGAACGUGCACUAGAUGCUGGCAUAAGAACUAAAUGGUGCGAAGGACUUUCCUGUUCAGCGAUAUUUAAAUCGAUGGAUGGUGUUACGUGCGUUAAGCAAAUAAUCGAAAAGGAGCAGAACAUCAAAACAUUCCCAUUCGUCGUGUUGGAAACACGUGCCCGUUCAAGUUUAAAUAAUUUCCUCUGCAAAAAUGUCCCUGAAGAAGAUACUGGCAAGGACUACGAAGACACUGUCGCUAAAGUGAAUACUCUCGUUCAACAUAUAGAGAACCAGUUACGUGCAAAACGGGAGCUAAAUGCAAAUCGUGAAUUGUAUGAGCAUUUGACUGCUGCCAUGGAAGACCUUCUGGCCAAACUCGACAGUGUUUACAAUGGUAGCAUCAUUCAGUGGCCUAGAAUACAAUUGCAAGAGCUUCCAAACCUCGUGAUUCGUUGCAUAACAGCAGAAAAUCAGCUUGACCGACUGCAGGCACGUAACGAUGCACUGGAGAAAUUCAUUGAUCAGAUUGAAAAUGUCCAACCUCUACCAAGCACGGAGCAACUGAAACUACAAGAAUCACGCUUAAAUGAAGAACUUAAAACCAUUCUGCAAAAGGUAGAUCACAGCAAGAAAUCGUACUAUAAAAUUUUAAAUCAAAUUUCAAGCAAAUGCGAUAAGAUGCAAUUUGUACUUAACCGUUACGAGGAAGAUUUUUGCUCAAUGCCAGCGGGCAUAUCAUCUACUAUCUACGGAAAGCUGAUUGACUGUUGGACUACUUGUAGUGAAUUAAUAUUGCGCACUAUUCCGACAAUCGAAGAUGCAGCAAACCAGUUUGGCUCUUCCGAAGAUGAGCCAUCUGCAGAUAUCAACGAGUUAAAUGAACAAAUUGAUUCGCUUGAUUUGCGUGAAAAAUCUCUAACAUCCCGUAUAACCGGCACAGAGACCAUGCUCGAAGACUAUCAACGUGAGAACAAACUCUCUGAAAGUUCAAGCCACUUUUCUGUACCACGCCAACUGUUGCAAGAAUCCAAUGCUCUGUUGGGCAAAAUUGUCUCCACGCAAAAAGAACUGCAACAAUUACCACACGGAUGCAACAGUUCAAAGAUGGCCAGCAUGAAAAUUAAACUAAAGCGACUGUAUCUUCUCGAAAAGCACCGUCAGGAUGUGAGGGAAAUGUGCUUAAACAAUCUCAUCCUUCCAAUGGUCGACAAGCUGCAUGUGCAAAAGUUGCGUCAGGUUUGUCAACUGGUAACAUCGGUUUCGGAGGACCUGCCCGAGCUGGGUGGAAGCGCAAAAGUUUUCUUUGAAUAUGAGAGACAUGGCCUGGAAUACGGAAACACCAGCGACUACAUGCAGACUCCAUUCAGCCUGCAUGGAAUCAAUGGCAUCAACAUUCACAUUUUUGGAGACGAAUGUCGCCAAGUAUCGAUAAAUAAGAAACAGCGGCAUCUCGCCUUCCUAAUCCUGUUCAUCAGUUUCCUUUACUGCGACGGAUGUAAGCUGCUGUUCCUGGAUAAAACAUGCGAGCAAUUAUUCGAUUCCGGUAUGGUCAGCAUUUUUUACGUGCUGGAAAAACAUUUCCCAACCAUGCAAGCCAUCAUUCUGGAUAAGAACGAACAGUGAGUAAAACAUAGCUGCACGGUA